Messenger RNA from Solanum tuberosum (potato), 5511 nucleotides. RefSeq names its product putative pentatricopeptide repeat-containing protein At1g77010, mitochondrial. Gene Ontology annotation, molecular function: protein binding; RNA binding. The transcript has 4 exons. The record is from RefSeq and is a predicted model, not a curated record. Bases 300 to 2357 code for a protein of 685 amino acids. NCBI's taxonomy places the organism in Eukaryota, Viridiplantae, Streptophyta, Magnoliopsida, Solanales, Solanaceae. Gene Ontology annotation, biological process: RNA modification.
CCUCCCUAUAAUGCAAGGCAACAUCCUUAUUUAUGCAAACUUCAUCUUGUGAAAUAUGAGAAUUCUUUGAUUAGCUAAUACUCAACCCCAAACAAUAAAGUUGGUGUAACCAUCAGUUGUAAAGAAAAUUUUCCUUCAAGUCUCCACUAGAAGAUUAAACAUUGUUGAAGUGAGUAAUUAACUCAUUGCAGAGUAUUAGUGUGAUCAACUGCCUUAUCAUUUUCACCUGAAGAUAUAUUUUUGCUAAAUUUCUGUGUUUGUCGAACCAUUUAAAAAUUUAUGAUCACAUAAUCUAGUAGAUGGAGCUAGACUUGCAAUCUUGUGCUCGACUGCUCAAUACUGUUAACAGCAACCAAUCUCUUCCAAAUGGGAAGCAACUCCACCUCGUUUUCCUCAAAAGGGGUAUCCUUAACUCUGCUCUAACAAUAGCCAAUCGCCUUCUUCAAAUGUACACUAGGUGUGGACAAAUGGCUGAUGCAGAGUUACUGUUCGAUGAAAUGUCUCAGAGAAACUGCUUCACUUGGAAUACCAUGAUUGAAGGGUAUAUGAAAUGGGGAAAGAUAAACAACUCUUUGGACUUGUUUCGUUUAAUGCCUUCCAAGAAUGAAUUUUCUUGGAAUGUGGUCAUUCUUGGUCUUGUUAAAGCAGAGGAGUUGGGUGUUGCUAGAAGUCUAUUGAGUGAAAUGCCACGGAAGAAUGAAGUAGUUUGGAAUGGACUUAUUCAUGGGUAUGCGAAAAUGGGAUUCCCUGGAGUGGCUUUAUGCUUGUUUAAGGAGUUUAUAGACUGGGAUUUUCGUGAGACGGGUGCUGCAUCACAUAUAGAUUCAUUUGUUUUGGCAACUGCAUUAGGAGCUUGUGCUAACGCAAGAAGUGUUGAUUUGGGGAAGCAAAUUCAUGCUCGUAUUAUAGUCGAUGAAGUUGAAGUUGAUUCUGUGUUGGCAAGUUCUUUAGUUAACAUGUAUGGAAAGGGUGGUGAUUUGGAUAAUGCGAGCUAUAUUUUGAAUAGAAUGCAGAAUCCUGAUAACUUUUCCUUGUCAGCACUAAUUUCAGCAUAUUCAAAAUGUGGUCGAAUGGAUGAUGCUAGAAAGAUAUUCAACCUGAUAACUGAUCCUUGUAUUGUAUUAUGGAACUCCAUGAUUUCUGGGUAUGUGUCAUGCUAUGAAGUGUUAGAAGCAUUAUUGCUUUUUGAGGAGAUGCUCAGAGAAGGAGUUAUAGGGGAUUCCUCUACAUUAGCUAGUGUAUUGAAUGCCUGUGCUAGUGCACAUGCCCUUAAAAAUUGUUUGCAAGUGCAUGUUUAUGGUUUUAAGCGUGGACUGUUGGAUGACCUUGUCGUUGCUAGUGCGCUCAUCGACACAUAUGCUAAAUGUGGAUGUCCUGAUGAAGCUUCCAAAGUUUUUAAUGAACUCAAAACACAUGAUACCAUCUUGCUAAAUUCUAUGAUUACCAUAUAUUUUAACUGCAACAGAAUUGAAGAUGCGAGGCAAUUAUUUGAGUCAAUGCCCUACAAGAGCUUAAUAUCUUGGAACUCUAUGAUAAUUGGUCUUAAUCAAAAUGGUUGUCCAGUUGAAGCACUGAAUCUUUUCUACAGGAUGAAUAGGAUGGAUUUUAGGAUGGACAAAUUUAGCUUUUCAAGUGUGAUCAGUGCCUGUGCAAGCAUUGCUUCAGUUGAACUUGGUGAACAGAUUUUUGCAAGAGCUGUUAUCAUCGGCAUUGAUUGUGAUCAAAUAAUUUCUACCUCCUUAAUUGAUUUCUAUUGCAAGUGUGGUUUUGUUAGUGAUGCCAGGAAGCUCUUUGACCAAAUGAUGAAAUCCGAUGAGGUUUCGUGGAAUUCUAUGUUGAUGGGUUAUGCUACAAAUGGUUACGGAAAUGAAGCUUUGAAUCUAUUCCACGAAAUGAGAAGUGCAGGUGUUUCGCCAACAAAUAUCACAUUUAUUGGUGUCUUAUCUGCCUGUGAUCAUUGUGGUUUACUAGAAGAGGGAAAAAGGUGGUUUUAUUCAAUGAAUUACGAUUACCACAUUGAUCCAGGGAUUGAACAUUACUCCUGUAUGGUAGAUCUUUAUGCACGAGCAGGAUGUCUUGAAGAAGCUGUGAACCUCAUCGAAAAGAUGCCAUUUGAUGCAGAUUCAAGCAUGUGGUUAUCCAUUUUGAGAGGAUGUGUAGCUCAUGGUAACAAGAUACUAGGACAGCUCGUGGCCCAACGCAUUAUAGAGCUUGAUCCUGAGAAUUCAGGUGCUUUCGUGCAGUUAUCAAACAUAUUUGCUACUUCUGAGGACUGGGAAAGAUCUGCUUUGGUCAGGAGGCUGAUGGUAGAAAAGAAAAUCCAUAAGAGUUCUGGUCGAAGCUGGAGUGAUAUGUAAGACAAAGUGCAGUACAGGUCUCCAGAUAAUUAUUGCAGCAGUGGGAGAAGAGGUUGGUAUAGUGAUGUUGUUCAUGGGGAUGAGAGGGGCUGAUCUGACCUCCUAUAGUAGCGACAACUCAAGUAAUUAUUCUUCCUGCGCCCUUCAAAGGAUGCUCACACUCAAGGGAUCUUUGAUGCAUGUUCUGUCAUAGCUAAAAACGUGAAUGAAUCAGAUUUUCGUGCCGUGGCUGACCUCAGAGAGAACUAUUACCUGGCUGGAAAUAUUUUUUUCCUGGGAAAAUGAAGGGGGUUUCCCCUUAGAAUUGAACCAGGAUAAAAAGGCCUUGCAAACGACCAGGAAUGAGCUGUUUGACGCUAAAUGCAGCUAAAAGUCAAACAGAUAUUCCAUGGCUAAUCUAGUUGAACAAGCAAAAGAUAUGCUCACCUCUGUCCUCCAAUAAAAUUUAUUUGAUGUUGCGAAACAAAAGUGAGAUGCUUGUCUUCAGGUUGUAUGAACCUGGGAUGAAUUUGCGGAAGCGCUGAACGAGAAGAUAUUGGUCUGGCUCCCUGGUGGAUUGUGAGGUGUUUUGCAGUUGAGGCAAGCCUGGCAUAGUGCUCGAUUCAUUUGAUGAACAUGUAGCGUUUGUUCAUGUGAUACUUAUCUUAGAUACGCUGACAAAGAUGCCUCACAAACAUAUACAAUACAGUCAGACAGACAAGAGGCAUUCCUCAGUUACUACAAUGAUGAUCCUUACUGCUCAUUUCCAUUUAUAGUUUGAUUUGAAAAUCUACCACCUGUGAAGACUGAAUCCAUAAACAAUUGUGUAAACCACCAUUCUGACAGGGUAGAAUGUAUACCUGCAGCUAGUAAAAUAUCUGAACCUCAGGCGUGUGGCAAAGUUUAACAGUCAAGAAAAUGUAUUACAGCGUAUGAACUUCCAUCUAACGGCAAAAAGGUAUGGUCUCAUAACUUAAGAGGUCACACAUCAGGGUAACUUGUAAUUUGAUUUACUAAAUUUCAAGGGGGACACUUUAGUAUUUGUAAAAUAACUGAAUUUGGGCCUAACUUCACAAAUUCAGGUCUGAAGUUAGGCUCAUGUCUAAAAUUAGGCUUUGGUGCAUUGGCAAGCCAACCAUUAAAUUCGAGAUUUUCAACUUCAGUCCUGCAAUUUUAAAGUUGAUUUUGAGGCAACUACAUACUUCGUAAAUUCUUAGCUGUGUUUUGAGUAGCAGUUAUAUGUGCACAUGUCCCAGCACCAACCUAUUAGACUUCCACCCAAAGACAACAUAAGGGGCUUUAUGAUAUUCUAUUUUAUGUUUAUUCACUAUAUUUUUUUAAGUUUUGAUGUCCAGACUUGUUGUAUCUCUAGGUUCUUGCUUUUAGAGCUAGCUAUAUUAAAAUCAAACUCUGAUGUCAAUUUUUAGAAUUUAUUAAUGUCCAAUGCAGUUAACUAAGGUUAAUAAUUAUUAAUAGGUAAUCACACUGAAAGAUGCUAGAGCCACUUUGUAAAAGGUAGAAAAGUUGGAAGGCACAUAUUAAUUUUAUGACUUAGUUUUGUCAUUUUCUGUACUAAGUUGGCUCUAAUGGGCAAACUCCAAGUUCUCUUUUUGAAUAAUUAAGUAACUGUAUAAAAAAUUAUACUAGAUAGUAUCUUUUAACUUUAAAAUUCUUAUGAAACUUCAGGGUGGAGAUGAGUGCUUUUGGACUUUCUUGUUUGUAUCAUUCCCUAGGUAAUUUUGAUUGCCUUUUGGGGGAUCUUUCAACAACUUUGCCCACCAAUAAUUCAAUCUUUGGUUUCUCUUCACUUAUGUUAAAUUUAAAUGUAAUAGUUUCUCUGAUUCUUGUUUUGUCUUCUAAGUUUUUGUGUACGUUCAUCUCUUAAGAAAGAUAUUUUCAACGACUAUUUGCUUAUACUGUCAUCUGUGUUUAUCUUAUACGUCUCACUUAAUAAACACUCUACUAAUUGGAGCAGUAAGGAUGAGUUUGAGAAAAAGUAAUGCUCUAAUUUAUUUCUUUAAAACGUAAAAUAUUUGAAACAAAUUCAGUUUGUCAAAAUGAGUCAUGCUUAGAACUAGUUCAUGUCCUUGAGACUGUAGAACUCCAACAGUGAUUUGCAACUAGGGCAAUAGAAAAGGAAUAUCAUAUAUAGAGCCCACUGCCCAAUAAAUCAACUUUGAGAGGAUCCCAGAUCAGUACCUAUAAAAGACCCUUUAGAAAAAAGCAUGAUAUAAUUAAAAUAAAGUACUUAAGAUAAUAAAUAAUUAUUAUCACCUAGGGAAUUUUUGUCUACUUCUUAACAUGCCAACCUGUACAUAUUUACAAUACCACUCACUAAAUUCAUAUAAAUUGUCAAACCUUUUGCUCACCUUUAAUCAUAGCCCAUCUUAGAUCAAUCUCUCCUUUUUCAUCUUUUUUCUCUCCUCACUCAUUAUUGUUCAAAAAAAGAGAGAUAAAGAGCCUAUGUGCUAUUGAUUUCUUCAUCAUUAGCAAGAGAAAAAGGAAUUGAAUUAAACUGAAUUUUAGUUUUCUGAGAUAAUGGCCAGCACCUUUUGCUUUCUUGUUGUAGCAACACUCAUUAUGUGCAUAUUCAUUGCAAAAACACCUUUAGCAGUGUCACUGAAUGUGGAGAGGAAGUUGAUAUCAGCAACACCAGUAGAGUUUCUUGCAAAUCCUCCGGUGCCAGCGGCGUCUCCAUUCUCAGAGAUAUCACCAGAUAUUGCACCUCUCUUGCCUUCUUCUGGUGGUGUGGUGCCUCCAGUUUCUUCAAUACCAACUAUUCCUUCGAAUCCGAGUAAAAAUCCUGAUGAUGUGAUGUACCCUAUUGGCCCUGAUUCUGCUGCUCUUGCACCUUCUGCUUUUUCACCUGUUUCCUCUGCUGUUUGUUGUGUUUCUCUUGCAACAUAUCUGAACAUUGCAGUACUGCUGCUAGUAGUCAACUUAUUUUGUUCGAGUUAGACAUCUGGUAUUCGAAAUACACUGAUUCAAUUGGAGGGGGUAUGAGCGCUCCCUACCAAAGUAGUCGGCUUAAUUAUUUGUUAUUUGAGAAGUUGUAUAAUAUCAUCAACUGCGUUGUUCAGCACUAUAACAUGCUGUUUCAAUCUUGUAUAAGUUGAUUCAGUCUGAAAUUCAUUUCUUUUACAAGGGAUAAAUGACACUAGUAUAAGUUCUUUUA